Messenger RNA from Cornus florida, 2258 nucleotides. Its product is annotated as pentatricopeptide repeat-containing protein At2g41080. The record is from RefSeq and is a predicted model, not a curated record. The transcript has a single exon. Bases 67 to 2067 code for a protein of 666 amino acids. Gene Ontology annotation, molecular function: zinc ion binding; protein binding; RNA binding. Lineage: Eukaryota; Viridiplantae; Streptophyta; Magnoliopsida; Cornales; Cornaceae. Gene Ontology annotation, biological process: RNA modification.
AUUUUUCCAAAUGGCCGUAUUGCUUCGUCUUAGGCAUUACAUUGCUCACAAAGCCAACCUAAAUGUAUGGGUAAGUCUUGUCUUAGGCCUCUCGGCUUCAUUGCUCUGCACACUCCAACCUCUCGCUUUUUCUCCACAAGCACCUGUAAAGUUCCUUCUAAACCUGUAGGCGAAUUCCUCAAACUCUGCAACAAAGGCAGCCUAAAAGAAGCAUUCGAGGCCUUCAAAUCAGAAAUAUGGUCAGACCCAACUCUGUUCUCUCACCUCUUCAAAGGAUGCAUACAGACCCAUUCACUCUCAGUCGCCAGACAACUCCAUUCUUUGGUAAUCACAUCUGGGUGUUCCUCAGACAAGUUCAUAUGCAACCACCUCCUCAACGUCUAUGCGAAAUUCGGAGAAUUGAGAACUGCUGUUGCGCUGUUCGGGGUAAUGCCCAGGAAGAACAUCAUGUCUUGCAACAUUCUGAUUGGUGGGUAUGUGCAAAAUGGUGACUUAGAGAGUGCACGGAAGGUGUUUGAUGAAAUGGGUGAAAGAAAUGUCGCGACAUGGAAUGUGAUGGUUACGGGUCUAACACAGUUUGAAUUUAAUGAGGAGGGAUUGGGUUUGUUUUCUAAAAUGCAUGAGUUGGGGUUUUUGCCUGAUGAUUUCACUCUCGGUAGUGUUCUGCGGGGUUGUGCUGGUUUGAAAGAUUCACAGGCAGGAAGGCAGGUUCAUGGUUAUAUCAUAAAAUCUGGGUUUGAGUUCAAUUUGGUUGUGGGGAGUUCAUUGGCUCAUAUGUAUAUGAAGUCUGGAAGUUUGGGACUAGGAGAGAGAGUGAUCAAAGCGAUGCCAAUUCAGAAUGUGGUUGCUUGUAAUACUCUUAUUGCAGGCAGGGCUCAAAAUGGGUGUUCUGAGGGAGCUUUAGAACAAUAUAAUAUAAUGAAAAUGGCGGGUUUUAGACCUGAUAAAAUUACAUUUGUCAGCGUAAUGAGUUCAUGUUCAGAGUUAGCAACACUUGGACAAGGCCAACAAAUUCAUACAGAGGCAAUAAAAAGUGGGGUGAGUUCUGUAGUUGCUGUGGUUAGUUCAUUGAUUAGCAUGUAUUCAAGAUGUGGCUGUUUGGAUGACUCUGUAAAAGCAUUCUCGGAAAGAGAAGAAGCUGACGUUGUCUGCUGGAGCUCGAUGAUUGCUGCUUAUGGGUUUCAUGGGAGAGGAGAGGAAGCCAUCAAUUUGUUUAAUCAGAUGGAACAGGAAGGACUGGAAGCAAAUGAUGUUACAUUCUUAAGCUUGCUCUAUGUUUGUAGCCAUUGUGGAUUGAAGAAUAAGGGGAUUGAAUUAUUUACUUUGAUGGUACAACAGUAUGGAUUGGAGCCUCGGCUUGAACACUACACAUGCAUGGUUGAUCUCCUUGGGCGGUCUGGCUGUUUGAAAGAAGCAGAAGAUUUGAUAACAACUAUGGCCAUAAAGGCAGAUGCUGUUAUCUGGAAGACUUUGUUAUCUGCCUGUAAAAUACACAAAAAUGCAGAUAUGGCAAAGAGGAUUGCCGAUGAAGUUCUUAGGAUUGACCCCUUGGAUUCAGCUUCUUAUGUUCUCCUUUCAAAUGUUCAGGCUUCUGCUAAAAGAUGGCGGGAUGUUUCAGUUGUGAGGAAAGCAAUGAGAGAUGGGGGGGUGAAGAAGGAACCUGGUAUAAGCUGGUUGGAGAUACGAAACCAGGUUCACCAGUUUUCUAUGGGUGACAAAUCCCAUCCGCAAUUGAUGGAAAUUGAUAGGUAUUUGAAAGAACUGACAGAUGAAAUGAAAUUACGGGGUUAUGUGCCUGAUACUGGCUCUGUUUUGCAUGACAUGGAUGUUGAGGAAAAAGAAUAUAACUUGGCACAACACAGUGAAAAGUUGGCAAUUGCUUUUGCUCUAAUGAACACUCCAGAAGGUGUUCCAAUUAGGGUGAUGAAGAAUUUGCGGGUCUGCUGUGAUUGCCAUGUUGCUAUCAAGUACAUAUCUGAGAUAAAACACCGAGAAAUUAUUGUACGAGAUGCUAGUAGGUUUCAUCAUUUCAAAAAUGGGAUAUGUUCUUGUGGAGAUUACUGGUAAGGCAGGUUACAGUAUUAUUGUCCAUGGUGUAUUUUUUUUUUCCCUAAGAACAAGAUGAUUUCUUUUUAAAUUAUUUCUAUAACAGAAGCUGCACCAUUUUUUUCUUAUUGGAAAGAGAUGAUUUUGUGUCAUACUUACAAUAGUUAUUGAGGACUUUUGAAUUAUAAUGCUAUGGUUAUUCUAUAUAUAAA